Molecule: messenger RNA, 1385 nt
Organism: Bursaphelenchus okinawaensis
Lineage: Eukaryota; Metazoa; Nematoda; Chromadorea; Rhabditida; Aphelenchoididae
Source: the annotation of a GenBank genome assembly
AUGGCUGAUCUACCUCCUCCACAAGAUGGACCUAAAUACCCGAACAACCCCGGCAGUUACGACGAAAUCCACAGGAAAUGUCGUGAUUUGUUCCCAAUGUGUUUCGAAGGGGCUAAAGUGAUGUUACAGAAGGGAUUGUCUCAAAACUUUCAAGUAAGUUAGUUUGUUUUGUUGCUUUUUGGUUUAGAUACAAGCAGAAGAAAGUUUGGAAGAUAGAAAUGAGUAGAUGAAUAUUGUUUUUUGAGGAUAAAAGCAGUUAUUAAGGAUAGUAUCUGAUUUUAUGUCUAAUUUUGCUUGUUUUAGGCAAAUUUGGAAAGUUUUUAAAAAUUUUUCUGAUUAGGGAUUAAAUUAUCUUUUUACUUUUAUAUAAGACGACAAAUAGAAGUAUUUUUAAAGCCAUUUCAAAGACUUAAAUUAUGUUUUAGGUAAUUUAAUCUUUAUCUUUCAGGUUUCUCACACUUUGAGUAUAUCAAAAGCCAACACCGGGUACAGAUUUGGCGCUACAUACGUCGGCGAAAAGGUCGUGGGCCCAGGCGAAUCGUAUCCAGUGAUUCUCGGUGACACGGAUCCUCAAGGAAAUACCUCUGCCACACUCUUGCAUCAGUUCGGCGACAAAUACAGAGUAAAGGUUCAAAGCCAAGUCCAACAAGGAAAGUUGGCGGCCGCUCAAGCUUUCAUCGAACGAAGAGGCGCCAAUUCCUCGUUGGGAUUAACGAUUGUGAACCCUAAUUUUAUAGCUAAUAGUGGUAUUCUAGUAGGACAGGUGCUGCGAAGAUUGACGGCACGAUUAGACGUUGGUGCUGAGUUGAUCUAUCAGAGGGAAAAACAGAUUCCAGGUAUGGUUUUGAGAUGAAUUUUUGGAGAUGUAGGUGCAUAUUGAGGCUUAAAAGUUAUGUUUUUAAACGUUUUAAAAAAUCUUGAUAGUAAGAGUAUUUAAUGGCUAAUAUAGGCAUUAUAUGGCCUAUAAUUGGCAUGAAAAAUGAAGAAAAUUUUAAAAAAGACUUAAAAAAAUUGCUUUAGGUGGCCAAAUGUCGGUAAUGUCGUACGCGGCACGCUACACAACGCCCAACUGGACAGCUUCAGCGAAGUUCGGCGAAACCGGUCUUCACUGCUGUUAUCAUCACAAACAAACCCAGAACCUGCAAUUUGGUGUAGAAUUCGAAACAAACUUCCGUCUGGGCGAAACCUUGACCACCUUUGCCUAUCAAGUUGAGGUUCCAGAAGCCGACAUGACUCUACGUGCUUCCGUGGACACCAACUGGACCGUAGGCGCUGUUAUGGAGAAGAAACUCAGCCAACAAUUACCUUUCUCACUAGCCUUGAGUGGCUUGUUGAAUCAUGUCAAGAACGAAGGCAAAUUUGGUAUUGGAUUUAUUGUCGGAUAG